UCCGGUGGAUGGACCGGAUCAUGUCCUGCCGCAUCUGCGGCCUCGCGCGCGAGCAGCCGCGCUCCGAGCUCCUCGGCAUGGUCGGCUGGGCCCCGCCGUCCGAUGAUCGGCGCGGCUUCGUGGCCACGAUGCUGCGGGACAGCCACCGGCGGCACCUCUCGAAGGUGGCCCGCAGGAACGCCGCGCCCGGCCACGGCGGAGCCAAGAGGAGGAGGCCCGACUCCGCCUGUGCGGGCGGACGGCCGGAGGAGCUGGCGGAGUGGUUUCAGGCGCCGGUGGGCCGCACCACUGUCUCCCGCAGCCUGCUGGAGCUGCGGGACGCCCGGGUGGCGCAGGCAGAGGUUCGGGCGCGGAGGCUGUGCACGCGCUGGGUGCACGCGCCGAGCGUGCGCGCGGCGCCCUCGCCGGACGCCGCCGCGGAGGGGGGCGGCGAGGAGGACCCCUUCGAGGGCCCCGAGCUGGGCACCGAGCACAGGGCGUCCAUGGCGAGUCCUUCUUGGGCCAGACGCCGCAGCAGCUUCUGAGGGCUCGCUUCCCGGCGGCGUGGCGGGCGGGGGCGCGGCGCGAGGAGAGA
Molecule: messenger RNA, 574 nt
Organism: Prorocentrum cordatum
Lineage: Eukaryota; Dinophyceae; Prorocentrales; Prorocentraceae
Source: the annotation of a GenBank genome assembly